AUGUCAAUGAGGGACGGGGCUAAUGCAAAUCACUGAACACGGCAGCAGAAGAAAGCAUCUGUGCAACCCGGGCUCACCAUCAGACACACGAGCAGGGUAUCAGAGACUGAACACUACAAAGACGUCCGGGUUUACGCUGCAGUAUCAACGCAAAAAAAAUAAAAUAAAGACAAGGACGCUUUGAAAACUGUUUGAUCAGUGAAUCUGGCAAAUACAUAUUAGCCCAGAAAACGCAGUACAAUACCCGGAGUCUUAGGUUAUAAAUCAUUGAAGAUGUCCUUUGAGAGAGACAUGGAGUUUGAGCACUUUGACGAGCGAGAUAAAGCACAGAGGUAUAACCGUGGAAGCUCGCGGGCGAAUGGUUUGCAAAGCCCCACCCAUAGUGCCCAUUGCAGCCUGUACCGAACCCGCACCCUGCAAGCACUCAGCUCUGAGAAGAAGGCGAAGAAAGUUCGCUUUUACCGCAACGGAGACCGUUACUUCAAAGGGAUCGUAUACGCCAUCUCUCCAGACAGGUUUAGGUCUUUCGGUGCCCUGCUGGCUGAUCUAACCAGGGCUCUGUCUGAUAAUGUAAACUUACCACAGGGAGUGAGGACCAUCUAUACAAUUGAUGGCAACAGAAAAAUCUCCUCCUUGGAUCAGCUAAUGGAAGGUGAAAGCUAUGUUUGCGGCUCAAUAGAAUCCUUCAAGAAACUAGAGUACACAAAGAAUGUAAACCCGAACUGGUCAGUGAAUGUCAAGACGCUGGCCGGCGUCCGCACCUCGCCUUCACUGGGUGGCUCCAAGGCCAGCCCUGUCGAGGCCAGAGAGAGCAAAGACUUCAUCCGGCCCAAGCUGGUCACUAUCAUCCGCAGUGGAGUGAAGCCCCGCAAAGCCGUCCGGAUUCUCCUUAACAAGAAGACGGCCCACUCCUUUGAUCAAGUCCUCACAGACAUCACGGAAGCCAUCAAGCUGGACAGUGGGGUGGUGAAACGAAUCUACACACUGGAUGGGAAACAGGUGUUGUGCCUUCAGGAUUUCUUUGGAGAAGACGAUAUUUUUAUUGCGUGCGGACCAGAGAAGUUCCGCUAUCAGGAUGACUUCCUUCUUGAUGAAAGUGAAUGUAGAGUGGUGAAAUCUACUUCAUACAAUAAAAUAGCGAUGGUGCCAGGCAGGAGUACUGCUAAGAGCCCGGGCUCCUCAAGACGUAGCAAGUCCCCAGCUUCUACUGGCUCAGUCAAUGGGACUCCUGGCAGCCAGCUGUCUACCCCACGGUCUGGAAAGUCCCCAAGUCCAUCACCUACCAGCCCGGGGAGCCUGCGCAAACACAGGAGUUCUCAGCACAGCGGUUCCUCAAUAUCUUUAGCAUCUACGAAGGUCUGUAGCUCAAUGGAUGAAAACGAUGGACCAGGGAGUGAAGUAGAAGUGAUGGAGGAAGGUCCCCAAGUUCCAGCCUCGAUUGCAGAGAGAUACAAGGUGGGAAGGACAAUAGGAGAUGGCAAUUUCGCAAUAGUACGAGAAUGUGUAGAGAGGUCAACUGGCAGAGAAUAUGCUUUGAAAAUUAUCAACAAAAGCAAGUGCAGAGGCAAAGAACACAUGAUACAAAAUGAAGUUUCUAUUCUCAGAAGGGUAAAACAUCCAAAUAUUGUUCUAUUAAUUGAGGAGAUGGACACAUACACUGAGCUUUACCUCGUCAUGGAACUUGUCAAGGGAGGCGAUCUCUUCGAUGCCAUUACUUCCACUAACAAAUACACAGAGCGAGAUGCCAGUGGAAUGCUGUACAAUCUGGUCAGCGCAAUCAAAUACCUGCACAGCCUUAACAUUGUCCACAGAGACAUCAAACCUGAAAACCUUCUGGUUUAUGAACACCAAGACGGUAGCAAAUCCCUAAAGCUUGGUGAUUUUGGCCUGGCCACACUCGUUGAUGGACCUCUGUACACAGUUUGUGGAACCCCAACAUAUGUAGCACCAGAGAUCAUUGCAGAGACUGGGUACGGCCUGAAGGUGGACCUCUGGGCUGCAGGAGUGAUCUCCUACAUCCUGCUCUGUGGCUUCCCUCCAUUCCGGGGGAGCAGUGAGGACCAGGAGGUCCUCUUUGACCAGAUUUUAAUGGGGCAGCUAGAUUUUCCCUCUCCAUACUGGGACCACAUUUCAGACUCAGCCAAGGAGCUAAUCACUUUGAUGCUGCAGGUGGAGGUGGACCAGCGGUAUUCUGCAUUGCAGGUUCUGGACCAUCCUUGGGUCAAUGAUGAUGGGAUGCCAGAGAACGAACACCAACUCUCAGUAGCUGGAAAGAUCAAGAAACACUUCAACCCAGGCCCCAAACCCAAUAGCACGACAGCUGGAGUAUCUGUUAUAACAACCACCGCUCUUGAUAAGGAGGGGCAGGUUUUCAGACGAAGACGCAACCAGGAUGUGAGGAAGAUGUACGGGGCACAGCACACCACCGCCACAGCAGAGCUCAACUCGGAAUCGGAAGACUACUCCCCCAGCUCGUCGGAGACCGUCCGCUCACCGAACUCACCUUUUUAACACUCCCCUGUUAAACAAACCCAGUUGCCUGACCCUUUGAGCACUAAAUUAUUAUUAUUUUUUUGUGUAUGUAUGUUUUAAGUUAUGUUUGAGCAGCUACAGCUGUGCAAAGCUUUAUACUUAAUUACAUGUAUUGGUCAGGUUGGAGCUGCUGUAUUGAAUGAAUGAUCUGCAGUGGAGACUAGAGGCAAUGUUCCAAUAGAAGUUAAUCCUUUACUCGUUCCAGUUAGAUUGGAUGCAUUCAAACCAAUCUGUAGAUGUGACUUGGCAGAUCUGCAAUUAUGGUCUGUGUAGUAAAAUGCUCUUGAGCAUACUAAUUUCAAUAGGUGGUUAUGUAUUACAUGUCCAGCAGGUGGUGUUUGUAUAAAUACAAAUGGUUAGUUUUGGGUAUAACCAAUUGGAGAGAUCAUUUAAUGGACAGUGUGAAUGCCAGGAGAUAAUUGGUUCCGAGCUAAGCAGCAUUUGGAAUUUUAAGACGGCAUUAAAUAAAAUAAAAAUAAAAACACAAUUACUUUAUUUUUUGUAUUCAAAUUGGAUUCUAAAUGGAUGACGAAAUGAAUUGUUUGACAUUCAAAAUGCAUGCCAAGCAAGUAAAUUAUGCAAAUGAGCUUGAAUGAAUUAAAUACAUGUAUAAUUCCUAAAGAUUCGUCAGCUUUGGCUUACAAAAUAUAAUGCAAUAAUGAUCAUCACGUAGCCUUUUUUAAUGUGUUUUUUUUUU
Molecule: messenger RNA, 3229 nt
Organism: Polyodon spathula (Mississippi paddlefish)
Lineage: Eukaryota; Metazoa; Chordata; Actinopteri; Acipenseriformes; Polyodontidae
Gene: dclk1a
Product: doublecortin-like kinase 1a
Exons: 17
Coding region: 274-2511 (745 amino acids)
Biological process (GO): intracellular signal transduction; protein phosphorylation
Molecular function (GO): protein kinase activity; ATP binding
Source: RefSeq, a predicted model, not a curated record